This is a messenger RNA of Dermatophagoides farinae (American house dust mite), 2465 nucleotides long. NCBI's taxonomy places the organism in Eukaryota, Metazoa, Arthropoda, Arachnida, Sarcoptiformes, Pyroglyphidae. The record is from RefSeq and is a predicted model, not a curated record.
UUUAUUUUUGGUCAAAUAAAAUGAAACAUAAUACAUUCAUUAUACUUAUCAUUGUCGUGUUUAGUGAUGCUCAUCUUUUCGAUCGUUUCCAAAGCCAUCGAAUUGAUCAAUUAAUCUAUCGAAGAUAUGAAUCAAUCAGUGGGGAUAUUUCAUUUUGUAUUCGACGAUUCAAUCUAACUCAUAGUACUGGUUGUUCAUCUAGUAAACAUGGUAAUAAUGGUCAUCCAUAUCAGGUGUAUAAUCAGUUGGAUAUGAAAGAAAAAAUUCUGCAAAAACAAUAUCAGCUAUAUGGGCCGAUUAUUUUGCUCAUAAAUAUUCGAGAUUUCGGUUCAAUCGAAUAUUUACGACAAUAUCGACAUCGAUUGGUUGAAUUAGUCGUCGGUGUGAUAUUUAUCGAAUAUCGAAAACAAUCGAUUGUUUCCAACUCAUCAUCAUCAUCAUCAUUAUAUAAAUCAUAUUCACAAGAAUCUGAUUGUCCAAAUACCGGAUACGGUAUCCGUAUUGUUGAUAAAAAUAAUCGAACUAAUGAUGAAUGUUCACCACGAAUUACUGGACCAAAUCCAUAUGAAAAUUAUGCAAAAAUAUCAUGGCCAUUUCCGAUAUUUUUGGUUCGAAAUAAAUUGGCUAUCGAAGAAUUUCAUCAAUGUCAACGUCAAUAUAAUUGUCGUUUACAAUUGAAAAGUUUCAUGUAUGGUACAUUGAAUUCGCAACGAUGUUUACAACGAAGUCAAAAUGCAAUGGACAUGGUGGAAAGUUCAUAUUGUAAAUUGAUUCGUGCACGUAAUCUACUGGCAACACUGUUUCCAAUUUAUGAAAAUCAAUCCAGAUUUGAAAAUCGUUCCAUUCUAAUGUUGACAGCACGAUUAGAUUCAUUCACAAUGUUUGAUUCAUAUUCACCCGGUGUUGAUUCAGUUUAUUCGGCCAUUAUUGUCAUGAUCAGUAUUGUGGACACAUUGAAUCGAAAUCAACAUUUAAUACUGCCAAUGAAUCGUACCGGUAGUCAGAUUAAAAACAUCCUUUAUGCAUUUUUUGAUGGUGAAUCUUUCGGUCAUAUUGGUUCGAAUUCAUGGAUUUUUUAUAACAAUUUUAUGGAUGAUAAUAGUAAUUAUGGUUCAAUUUUAAGUUCAAAAAUUAAAUUGAAAUCAAUUAAACAAGCAAUUGAAUUGAAUCAAUUGAUUGGUGGUGGUGAUCCGAAUGAUAACGAAUAUUGGAUACAUUCAGAUAAUGAUCAUGUUGUUGAUCAAAAUGAUGGUGAUGAUGAAUUAAUAUCGAUAGCGGAAAGAUUUUCAAGAUUUUGUAAAAGAAAUAAAUUCUCAAUUUCAACACAACAAUCAUUACCAUCAUCAUGUACGGUAAAACAAUUUCGACGUUAUGAUCCCAACAUUGAUGCCUUGUUGUUGGCUAGUUAUGGAUCCGAAAUUCGAAAUCCAUAUUUUCAUAGUCUAUUUGAUUCACGUGAUUAUUAUGAUCUGGAAAUUAUUGUCAAACGUUUACAUGUUAUUGCCGAUUUGGUUUCGAAUUUCAUUUUCGAAUUAUUAACUGAACAACAGUAUCCAAAAUAUCAACUAAAAUCCGAUAAGAAUCUUAUACGUAAUCUUGUUGAUUGUUUGAUUGGACUGGUACCACAAUGUCAUCUUUUUGAUUCAAAAUUGAAUAUAUCGGGCGUAAAUUUUGAAUUCACUGCCCCUAUACAACGUGAAACAGAUAUGAUGAUCAAUACGAUUGAAACACGAUCAUCAAAUUUAAAACAACGUAUGCAAUCCAAUAUUGACGUGAAACGUUCAUUACAAACGAUAUUAUUUUAUGCAAAUGCUAAAAAAAUUAAUUGUUCAUCAUCAUCAUCGAUUGUGGAUCAAGAUGGCACAAGUUUUACAAUUAUACCAUUAGGUCAAAAUCAAAGUUUUUUUGAUCAUCAUCAUGAUUAUCGAUCUUUUAUUGCUAUUGGUGAUGGUAGUGGUAAAAAUCAUGCUAAUGCGGCUGCUGGUGGUGGUGGUGGUGGUGGUGGUGGCGGUGGUGGUUAUUGUCUUGUAUCACAAACCGUAAUGGAAUUGUCUGAAUCAACAUAUGCUGAAUAUAUUGGCAAAGGAUUAUUGUUACUUGCUGAUGAUGUAGAAUUAUUACGACAAAAAAUGAAUGAAUUAAUGGCCACAGCAACAGGUGUACAAUUCUCAUCAUGGACUGAAAGUAAUUAUCAUAAAAAUCCAGCUAAUCGUCCAGUGAUUAUGAUAUUCAUCGAACAAUCCAUUUGGAUGAAAAUGUUUAGCAUCAUAAUCGGUAUGGCCAUCACAGCCAUUUCAAUAUGGUCUAUACGUUUGAUUGAACGAAAUCCGGAAAAAUUUUUCCUAAAUCAAACAAAUGGCAAUUUUGACAGCGGUGGUGGUUUUGUUACUAUUGCAGGUCAAAAUGAAAUUCGAACAUUAUCAACAACAAUGUCUUGUCGAAUAAAUGGAAAAAUUUAAUUUCAA